This is a messenger RNA of Acanthoscelides obtectus, 1435 nucleotides long. Lineage: Eukaryota; Metazoa; Arthropoda; Insecta; Coleoptera; Chrysomelidae. The record is from the annotation of a GenBank genome assembly.
GUCAUAUUUGUCAAGGUGUCGAUGUCGAUUGUCAAAAAUAUGGAAAGCCAUAACAGUGAAAGAAAAUACAAAUAAAUAAUCAACAAUCAUAAGUUUGCAUUUUUCGGUUGCAAAUUUAGCGCUAUAUUAAUUGAAAAAUGACUUCAGCACUAUACCUGGAACAUUAUUUAGACAGUCUAGAACAUUUGCCAAUCGAACUGCAGAGAAAUUUCAAAUUGAUGAGAGAUUUGGACUCUAGAGCACAAGGAUUAAUGAAAAAUAUCGAUUCACUAGCAGACGAGUAUCUCAGAAAUCCGAAACUGCUAUCUGCAGAUGAGAAAAAGGAACAGCUCGACAAAAUUCAAAGCUUAUUCAACAAAGCAAAAGUAUGUACCAAAUUUGUAGCAAAGGCAGUCGUUUCUACAAUUGUAGGACGGCUUUCUGACCUCACUAAUUUUCAUAUAUUUUCCUGUCCUUCAGAAAGGCGCUCUAUUUUUAGGUUAUGUUACAAAUAUCAUUGUGCACCAAAUUUUUGUUACCAAGGAGACUAGAUGGAUCUGAUAAGUUUUUUUAAAUUCAUAUAUUUAAAAGUAUGUCACGAUUAAUUAAGAUUAUUGAUAGUUACAUGUUUUAUCAGGAAUAUGGUGAUGAUAAGGUGCAACUUGCAAUUCAGACAUAUGAAUUGGUAGACAAACACAUACGAAGGUUAGACAAUGAUUUGGCAAGGUUUGAAUCUGAGAUACAAGAUAAGGCACUCAAUUCUAGAAAUCAAGAAGAAGCAACUGUAGGUAAACGAGGUAGAAAGAAGAUAAAAGACGGCAAAGGCGAGAAGAAAAAGCGUUCCGGCAAUUCGAGCGGCGACGAUUCUGCUGGAACGGUGAGGGGGAGCAAGAAGAAGAAACAAAAAGGCGCGGGAUCGGGCGCCGCAUCAGGAGGUAGUACUGGUAAUGGGGCUAAAGCUGCCUCAGUUGCGGAGGCGGUGGCUUCAGUCUUACCCAGUCUGGCAGGUAUCGCUCAUCCCAGCGAUGUUUUAGACAUGCCUGUUGAUCCAAACGAACCGACGUACUGUCUUUGUCAUCAAGUGUCGUACGGAGAGAUGAUCGGAUGCGACAAUCCUGACUGUCCUAUUGAGUGGUUCCACUUCGCCUGCGUCGGAUUGACCACUAAACCUAAAGGGAAAUGGUACUGCCCUAAAUGUAGUCAAGAUCGGAAAAAGAAAUAAUUGAAAAUUUAUUAUAGUUAAUGAUAUUUAUAUAGAUUUUAAUUAAGUUUAACACAUAUUUUUUCCAGUUCCCUUUGAUACUGCAAAGAUUGAUUCACCAUUGCUUUGUGUAUUUCGUCCAUUUGUACCUUGGUAUCACUUGCUAUAUUUGGAUCUCGUUUUUUACGUCUGUUUUUAUGACAAUUGUUUGUAAAUAAAUCGUAAGAAAUAAAAUCUGUUUUAAGUGCCGUAAAA